Messenger RNA from Penicillium robsamsonii, 654 nucleotides. RefSeq lists its product as uncharacterized. Bases 1 to 654 code for a protein of 217 amino acids. NCBI's taxonomy places the organism in Eukaryota, Fungi, Ascomycota, Eurotiomycetes, Eurotiales, Aspergillaceae. The record is from RefSeq and is a predicted model, not a curated record. The transcript has a single exon.
AUGGCAACCCCUUCACCCGAAGACCUGAACGCAACCCGCGAAGCAGACUAUAAACGCUUCAAGAACUAUGCCGCCUACACAUUCCUAAUCGGCGCACCGAUCCUAAUCGCCCUCCCACCACGCAAACUGGACCCUCUCACCGUCCUCGUCCUCUGCUCCUUCGGCGCCUCUGCCAACCACAUCGUGCACGAGCGCACAGGACGUAGCAUAGUCGAACGCAUUGACGCGCGCAUCUCCCGGAUGCAAGGGACACUCUCCUCCCUACCCAGCGAGCGCGCACUGGAGAUCCAAGAACGCCUCCGGGCCGCGCGCGACGCGCAGCUCCGCCUGGCCGAGCAUGAGCAAUUGAAGGCGCGGAUUUUGGCGCUUUCGGAUAAACAGCGCCGGGAGCCUGAUUCGGGGUUGAUGGAGGAGAUUGAGAAGCUUAAGGCGAGACAGGCGCAGGAGGAGGGGGUGGUGCAGCGGCUUUGGAUGGGUGGGGAGUCUGAGGGGUGGAAGGAGAGGAGGUUGAGAGAGGAGCAGAAGGCGCUUAGCGAAGGGAAGGGAUAUGGAGAUUUGAUUCAGGAGCAUAUUUGGGAUGUUUGGACUUGGGGUGAGAAGGAUGGGAAGGCGGGUGAGGGCGUUAAGGAUGAGACUGUUGAGAAGAAGGAUUGA